AUGGGUCAAGGCUUCUCUCUCGCGACGCCCUCCGCGGGCUCGGCGGGCAUCGAUAUUCCAGAGCUCUCCGACCUCGUGUAUGAGAAAAGUAUUGGAAAUGCGCGGUUCAUGAAGAGCAUCCGUGCUAGGCAUCACGAUGGAGUAGCGUUGGUCAAGGUCCUAGUAAAGCCCUAUACCCCGAUGCCGCUGGACAGGUACAAGCGCGAUAUUGAGAAGCAGCGCAGCGCCCUGGCCGACGUGCCCAACGCACUGGGUUUCCAACGCAUCGUCGAGACUGAGACGAACGGCUACCUGGUUCGACAGUUCCUCUACAACUCCCUCUACGACCGAAUGAGCACGCGGCCAUUUCUGGAGGAUAUCGAGAAGAAAUGGCUGGCGUUUCAGCUGUUGUGCGCCUUGCGUGACUGCCACGCCAGAGACAUCUACCAUGGCGACAUCAAAACGGAAAACACGCUGGUGACGUCCUGGAACUGGCUAUACCUCUCUGACUUCUCCUCUCCCUUUAAGCCGAUUAUGCUUCCUGACGACAACCCGGGCGAUUUCUCAUACUAUUUCGACACUUCUGGCCGGCGAACCUGUUACGUGGCACCCGAACGAUUUGUCCCGGCCGAUGAGGUGAACAGCAAAGACGCAAAGCUUACAUGGGCUAUGGAUGUCUUCAGCGCCGGCUGCGUGAUUGCCGAAAUGUUUCUGGAGUCGCCGAUUUUUACGCUUAGCCAACUGUACAAGUAUCGAAAAGGCGAGUAUGACCCAGUCAUUUCUCAGAUCAGUCGCAUUCCAGACAAGGACCUGCGUGACAUGAUAUCACACAUGAUCCAGCUGGACCCAGAGCGUCGAUACUCUGCAGAGCAAUAUCUCGAUUUCUGGAAGAAGAAGGUAUUCCCUGAAUACUUUUACAACUUUCUGCAUCAAUAUAUGGAGCUUAUUACCGACCCAUCGUCUGGAAACAACCCUAUUUCUGGUGCGACGAGGAACUUGGGAGAAGCCGAUGACCGCAUCGACCGCGUCUUUCUCGACUUUGAUAAGAUAUCCUAUUUCCUUGGCUACCAGAAUGACAAACGUUCGUCCCAGAUUGAGCCAUUGGCCGGGAAGCUAGGACUGGGACAUUUCCCUGUCCGCUUGAACAUACCAAACCAUGAACACUACAUCAUGGGAGCUUCAGACCCACCUGAGGAUGAUGGUACUCUCAUCUUUCUGACGCUGAUCGUCUCUUCCCUCCGUAAUACAGCCAGGGCGGCAUCAAAGAUCAGAGCUUGCGAUGUUCUACUCGCAUUCUCGGAAAGAAUUACUGACGAGGCAAAGCUGGAUCGAGUGCUGCCAUACCUUAUGACGCUUCUUAACGACAAGUCGGACCUUGUGGUUAUCGCCGCACUACGUUCAAUUACCCAGCUUUUGCAUCUCGUACGGGUCGUCUCUCCCGUCAACUCACACAUCUUUGUGGAGUACAUUCUUCCUCGAUUCCAAAGCGCCUUGAUUGCAAACGCAAACACCCCAAGCCCUCUGGUUAGAGCUACGUAUGCAUCAUGCCUGGGAAGCCUUGCAACCACUGCUGCUCGGUUUCUAGAACUCGCGGCGACGCUGAAAGCAGACGGUACCCUGACUGUGGCUGACCCCGAGCUCGAGCCAGGAAUUGAAGCUGAGGCAGCGUUCGACGGACUCUUUGACGAUGCUCAGCGAGAGCUGUAUGAAAUGUUUGAGCUUCAUACAAAAGCGCUAGUGGAGGAUCCCGAUGUCUCUGUCCGUCGGGCAUUCUUGACUUCAGUGCCCAACUUAUGUCUUUUCUUUGGCCCAGCAGAGGCAAACGACAUUUUACUAACCCAUCUCAACACCUACUUGAAUGACCGCGACUGGAUGCUGAAAUGCGCCUUCUUUGAAACAAUUGUCAGCAUAGCCAGCAUGGUUGGCAGUGUCAGCCUCGAGGAGUUUAUGCUCCCGCUCAUGGUCCAGGCUCUCACCGACCCUGAGGAAUUUGUUGUGCAAGCAGCUCUUCAUUCCUUGGCACAGUUGGCGCGAUUGGGCCUGCUCUCAAAAACAAAGUUAUGGGAGCUGAUCGAUGUUGUCUCACGCUUCACGAUGCACCCCAACUUAUGGAUUCGAGAAUCCGCGACAGAAUUCAUCUCCGAGGCCACAUGUUUCUUAUCCCCAGCGGACAUCAGGUGCAUCGUCUUCCCCUUGGUAAAGCAGUAUCUAAAAACAGGAAUGGUUCCCGAUUUCUCCGAACUCAGCCUGCUGGAUGCCUUGAAGCGGCCUAUGUCAAGGGCUGUAUUUGACCAGGCCUUGGUAUGGGCGCUUAAAACUGACAAGGGGCUAUUUUGGAAAAUGUCACAGCAGCUUCGAUCCUUCUCCUAUGGAUCAUUGCCAAAGGCAGUCACCAACCGCGCAUCGAAAGACACGCUCAGCAAGGUCUCAAGAAAUGAGGAAGAUGAGCUGUGGCUUGGGCGGCUGCAAACUCUCGGGCUUGGACCAGAUGAUGAGUUCAAACUUCUUGCGCUGAGGGAGUUCAUUUGGCGUGUCAGCAAGAUGAAAUCGAGAGACGGUCUUGACCAAGAGCCGCCUAAACUCAAUGAAGUCAUCUCCCUGAAGAGUCUCGGUAUCACACCACAGACAGUCUUCUUUGAUGAACAACCGUUGCAGCAAUCAACAUUCCACACCGACACGGACCCAGAUGCUCCAUAUACAAUCGCGGAUGCUCUUCUGGAUGCGUCCAUGACUAUCGACGACUCAACAGGUAGAAGAAAGUUUGCUGCUCUCAAUAGCUUGCGCACUCGUGUGGUAGAAGACCAAGGAUCUCUAUCACGAGAUGUCUCUCGCGUAAGGUCGAUCGACCCAUCCAGGCGUACAUCUAUUGGCCAAGGCAAGCUCACCGUCGGAAGCCCGACAGACGACGGGGCUUCAGUUCAUGAUCAGCCGUAUGCUUCCCGGAGGGCAAUGCGCCAUCAAUCUAGUGCGUUGAGCCUCUUGGACCGUAAAGAUGGCAAUAAGAGCGUGCCCGAAACUGGCAUGUCCGGCACAAACGCAUUUGGUGAAGUGGAAGGGCCCUUUGCCCAAGCACCUCUUGCAAGACCAGCCUUCCAAGACCGCCGGACAAGCUCCGCCAGCGUUGUGGCCAAGCUGAAGCCCAAUCAUUCAUAUGAAGGCUCGGAUCCUAGUAUUCUCAAGAUGCUCGAUUCAAUGUACCAGGACAAUUAUCCUCAUGACAUUGCCGAAUUCGGACCAAUGGUUACCCCUAUCACUCGCCGUAAGCCAAGCCGCUCUGUUGGUCAAUCGGGUGAGGAGCCUUGGCGACCAUCCGGUCGAAUGGUUGCUACCUUUGCCGAGCAUACCGGCGCGAUCAACCGUCUUGUGGUAUCGCCAGACCACGUCUUUUUCAUCACAGGUGGUGAUGACGGAAACGUUAAGGUUUGGGAUAGCGCUCGACUGGAGAAGAACAUUACGCAUCGUUCAAGGCAAACACACAAGCACGCAGAAGGAGCCAGAGUGCUUGCUUUAUGCUUUAUAGAAAACACGCACUCUUUUAUCAGCUGUGCAAGUGAUGGAAGCGUCCACAUUGUCAAGGUUGAGACCGUAUCUGCCAGUGGCGUGCUACGGUACGGAAAACUUCGCCUUCUUCGGGAAUAUCAACUGCCACAAGACGAACAUGCUGUGUGGUGUGAGCACUUCAAGGUCGAGUCUACAUCGGUCUUGCUUCUUGCAACGAACAGAUCUCGAAUACUAGGCAUCGACCUCCGAACCAUGUCUCUACUCUACACCCUGGAGAAUCCGGUUCAUCACGGGACUCCUACGUGCUUCUGCAUAGACCGCAAGCGAAACUGGCUUUGUGUGGGAACGACUCACGGUGUCAUCGACUUAUGGGACCUGAGGUUCCGUAUGAGACUCAAGGGAUGGGGGGUCCCUGGUAAGAGCUCAAUUUACCGGCUUUGCAUCCAUCCCAGCAAGGGGCGAGGCAAAUGGGUAUGCGUUGCCGGCGGAACGGGCCAAGGUGAAGUCACAGUAUGGGACCUUGAGCGUACAAUUUGCAGGGAGAUCUACCGUGUUGGGGGUAAUAAGGAAGGCCCCAAGGGAUACGAGCCGUGGGAGGUGGACGAAGACAAGCCCGAAGGUAUGCUGGGCCGUUUCGCCACAAAUAUCGAGCCAAGCGGGACAGGAAAUGCGGACCGGGGCGUUCGUGCCAUGAUUGCAGGAACAGGAGCCACCGAAGACUCGCGUGAUGUGCGGCACGCCUUCAUCGUCACCGGUGGAUCUGAUAAGAAGCUCCGAUUCUGGGACCUUUCUCGUAUUGAAAGCUCAACUGUCUACAGCGGUCUACAGGUGGACGAUCCUAAGCCAACGUUUACUGCUUCGCAUCCCACGACAUCCAUGACCCUGAAUACGGAAAGGAUCCCUAGACAGGGUCCCACGGCGCCAAACGCUGCGGUCGGAGCCAAGGGCAAGACCGCCAGCGGACGGCCGACGCGGUCCACCGUUAUAUCUCUUCAGCAACAACAGCUGCUUCGGUCACACUUGGACCAGAUUAUGGAUGUGGCUCUUCUGGAGGUGCCUUACAGCAUGACCCUCUCGGUGGACAGGUCUGGAGUAGUGUUUGUGUUUUCGUAG
Messenger RNA from Colletotrichum truncatum, 4593 nucleotides. RefSeq names its product protein kinase. NCBI's taxonomy places the organism in Eukaryota, Fungi, Ascomycota, Sordariomycetes, Glomerellales, Glomerellaceae. The record is from RefSeq and is a predicted model, not a curated record. Gene Ontology annotation, biological process: macroautophagy; autophagy of peroxisome; protein targeting to vacuole. Gene Ontology annotation, cellular component: phosphatidylinositol 3-kinase complex, class III, type I; nucleus-vacuole junction; late endosome. Gene Ontology annotation, molecular function: protein serine/threonine kinase activity; ATP binding; protein binding.